Bathycoccus prasinos is the source of this 1053-nucleotide messenger RNA. Its product is annotated as phosphatidylinositol-phosphatidylcholine transfer protein. The transcript has 2 exons. The record is from RefSeq and is a predicted model, not a curated record. NCBI's taxonomy places the organism in Eukaryota, Viridiplantae, Chlorophyta, Mamiellophyceae, Mamiellales, Bathycoccaceae. Bases 1 to 1053 code for a protein of 350 amino acids.
AUGGUUUCGGUCGGUUCUUCUCUCUUUGAGAUUUCCGGUCUUUGGUUCCAGCUCUUCGCCAUUCUCCCACUCGCGAUUCUUUCUAAAAUCAGUCUUCUCGUCGCGUCUCUUUUCAUGUGUGUCGUUUCCGGCGUGGACGGAAUGGAUUCGAUUCGAAGGAUGGUGUUGGACGCGAUCGAACGCAUCGUCAACCCGAGCGACUCUCGCGCGAGAAAUAAGAAGACAACAAAGAAAGGAAAGAGAAUAGGUAAAAGUGGGAAACGCGCAGGUGGUGGUAAAAACGGUGGAUCGGACGACGAGGACGACGACGGGCCGUUUUUUACCGACCCGUCCAUCUUACCCACGCGGUUCAAACACACGUGCAACGGAGACGUGGAGUUACAGUUGCGAAAAUACGAACGACACGUCAAUUUUAAAAACGAGGUGAAUUUCGAGACGAUUUUGUGUCGAGCGUGCCCGAACUACGCGAGUGUGAAAGAGAACUACGGCCACGCGUUCCACGGAGUCACGAAAACUGGUCACGUGUUACAAUUAGAGCGACCGUCUGGGUGGCAAAAACUCGUCGACGCGAUGAAAGCGAGAGGGUUCGAGAGCGAUCCGACGACGCCGGUGAAAGAACACAUCGCGUUCGUGACCAUGUACGCGUUCGAUAAAGUGGACACGAGACCGUGGCCGGAUGGGAAGAUCACUCGGAUCGUCGAUGUCUCCCAAUUUAGCGCGGGAGAGUUGAAUUUAGAAGUUUUGGGAUUUCUGAGGCAAAUGGCAAAGUUCGGAAGCGCGUUUUUAUGCGAACGACACGGCAAAGUGUACUUGUGUAAACCAAGCCCGACGUUUAGGUUCGUCUACGCUUUAGUCGCCCCGUUAGCCUCGACGAAAACGUUAGAUAACGUGUUCAUUUUAGAUAGCGUGGAAGAAAUGCGCGCUAAGAUAAGCGAAGAGAUUGAUUUGAAGCACGUGCCGAAAGAGUUUGGCGGCGAUUGCGAGUGCCCGGGCGGAUGUUGGUUCGGGCAUCCCAGCGAGAAGGCUUUGAACGCGAAGAAGAAGACGUGGUAA